Molecule: messenger RNA, 153 nt
Organism: Penicillium digitatum Pd1
Lineage: Eukaryota; Fungi; Ascomycota; Eurotiomycetes; Eurotiales; Aspergillaceae
Source: RefSeq, a predicted model, not a curated record
AUGGUUAAAUUGCACCUUCCAUAUGGGAUGAGCCUUCACCAUCAAUUCAAUACCAACCUCCAUGCUCCCUCAUCAUACCUCCGCCACCUAUUGAUUCUCCACCCACUAUCUCCAUUCCACCAUGGACUACCCCGAUCACCCAAAGUUCCUUGA